This is a messenger RNA of Mus caroli (Ryukyu mouse), 713 nucleotides long. RefSeq names its product SH3 domain binding glutamate rich protein like 3 (gene Sh3bgrl3). Gene Ontology annotation, cellular component: cytoplasm. The record is from RefSeq and is a predicted model, not a curated record. Lineage: Eukaryota; Metazoa; Chordata; Mammalia; Rodentia; Muridae.
GGAAACCGCUCCCAAGCGCGGCGGCGGCGGCAGCGUAGUUCCUAGCCGUGCAGCUGCCGCUCCCACCGUCCCUCAGUUGGUCUGUGUCCCCCGCCUGCAGCAUGAGUGGCCUGCGCGUCUACAGCACGUCGGUCACCGGCUCCCGUGAAAUCAAGUCCCAGCAGAGUGAGGUGACCCGCAUCCUAGAUGGGAAGAGGAUCCAAUACCAGCUAGUGGACAUCUCCCAGGACAACGCCCUUCGAGAUGAGAUGCGAGCCUUGGCUGGCAACCCCAAAGCUACCCCACCUCAGAUUGUCAACGGGAACCACUACUGUGGGGACUAUGAACUCUUCGUGGAGGCCGUGGAGCAAGACACACUGCAGGAGUUCCUGAAGCUGGCCUGAGUCAGGAUGGCCACCGGUCCUAUCCAGCUAGCUCUUCACCAGGCCUUGUUACCAACUCCUUGUCAUCCUAAUCUGCAAACCCAGACCCUUUCCGCAGCCUCCUCCUCUUCCUUCAGAGGCAACAUUCCUUAUUCACCAACUAGUCUCAAAAGAUUGUCUUAAGCCCUGACGAUGGCUGUCCCUAGCCACACCUUGGGGCAUCCUCUCUGCCUGGCCCUGUCUGAUGAGCAUUUCUGUUGCUUCCAUCAGCCAGAGCUCUGCCAAAGGCCCCGCAUCCCCGUCCUAGGGAGUGCCCUAGAGACAAUUAAAUGUCCAUUCCUCUGGUGCUGA